Molecule: messenger RNA, 162 nt
Organism: Enterospora canceri
Lineage: Eukaryota; Fungi; Microsporidia; Enterocytozoonidae
Source: the annotation of a GenBank genome assembly
AUGUUCGUGAUUGUCUCCUUCUCGUACUUCUUGUCCAUUGCUGCCGUGGCCUCGUCAAAGACGAAGAUGGGCGCAUCCUUCAGCACAGCCCGAACUAGUGAAAUCUUCUGCUUCUGCCCGCCUGACAACUUGUGGCCCCUUGGCCCCACUUCCGAGUUGUAG